AUGAGUACAAAUUUGCAGUUGCGUCCUGCCAGUAGGCGCACGCUAGCAGCAAAACCUGGUCGAAUUCGUGGAGGUGAAACAGUUACUAGUAACAGUGAAAAGCUUGACGUCAGUCCCUUGGAGAAAGUUCGCAAUGCUAUCUUUCCAAUCUAUGGCAAACAAGAGGUCACCAAGUUUCUUUUGAUCGGAUCCAUCAAGUUCUUCAUCAUCAUGGCACUGACGUUGACAAGAGACACCAAAGAUACAUUGGUCGUCACGCAGUGUGGUGCCGAGGCAAUAGCUUUUCUUAAGAUUUAUGGCGUUCUACCAGCUGCUACUGCCUUCAUUGCCGGGUAUUCAAAAGCAUCAAACGUCCUUGGAAAGAAAACACUUUUCUAUUUCACAGCAAUACCAUUUUUCCUGUUCUUUAUAUUCUUUGAUCUGUUCCUCCACCCAAAUGCUGAGAGACUCCAGCCUUCUCUCGUCGCUGUUCAAUCAUUUCUACCGGGAGAUUCUACAACAGGUGGCAUGGAAGUUAUGGCAAAAAUAUUUGCAAAUUGGACCUCGGCUCUAUUUUACAUCCUCGCUGAGAUUUACUCUUCCGUUUCUGUUGGUCUUCUCUUUUGGCAGUUCGCGAACGAUGUAGUACCCAUAGAUCAAGCGAAGCGGUUUUAUCCACUUUUUGCACAGAUGGGUGGGCUUGCUCCUGUCAUCGCGGGACAGUACGUCGUUUGGUUUGCCAGUAAAGCUGAGAAUCUUGGUUCAUCGUUGCACAGAUUGACCGCUGCUGUUACUUUUUCUGGUGUAAUGAUAUGCGUUCUCUAUCAUUUAACCUCUUCUUUUAUUGAGAGGACGGAGAGCUAUGCCCAGAAAACCGAGAGUAGUCUUGAUGGACAGGACGGAAAGAAAGAGAAGAUGUCUAUUGCAGAGUCUGCAAAGUUUCUUGCUUCUUCGCAAUAUUUGCGCCUCAUUGCUACCCUCGUACUAGGCUAUGGUCUGAGUAUAAAUUUCACAGAAAUCAUUUGGAAAUCACUUGUCAAAAAGCAAUACCCAGAUCCCUUGGACUAUCAACGAUUUAUGGGCAACUUCUCUUCUGCCGUGGGGCUGGCCACUUGCAUUGUAAUAUUUUUUGGGGUCCAUGUUAUUCGCUUACUAGGAUGGCGAGUUGGUGCCAUGGCAACACCAGGUAUAAUGGCAGUUCUUGCAAUUCCAUUUUUUGGCUGUAUCAUUUUAGGCCUUGACAAUCUUGAUCGAUUGAAGUGGGCAGUUAUUUUGGGCACUAUACAGAGUCUACUCAGCAAGACAUCCAAGUACGCAUUGUUUGACCCAACAACUCAAAUGGCCUACAUUCCCUUGGAUCAAGAAUCGAAGGUCAAGGGGAAAGCCGCAAUUGAUGUGCUUGGGUCGAGGAUUGGUAAAAGUGGAGGGUCACUGAUCCAGCAAGGCCUCGUUUUCGGGUUUGGAGACAUCAUCAGCGCUGCACCUAUCGUGGGUAUGGUAUUUUACUCAGUCCUUUUAGUCUGGAUUCAGGCUGCCAGCAAGUUGGGAGUUCUUUUCCACGCUCAGACGGAAAUGAAGAAGGCUUCCGAUGCGGAAAGAAAAAAGAAAUAA
Molecule: messenger RNA, 1590 nt
Organism: Cylindrotheca closterium
Lineage: Eukaryota; Bacillariophyta; Bacillariophyceae; Bacillariales; Bacillariaceae
Source: the annotation of a GenBank genome assembly